Molecule: messenger RNA, 963 nt
Organism: Daldinia childiae
Lineage: Eukaryota; Fungi; Ascomycota; Sordariomycetes; Xylariales; Hypoxylaceae
Product: Required for respiratory growth protein 9, mitochondrial
Exons: 1
Coding region: 1-963 (320 amino acids)
Cellular component (GO): nucleus
Source: RefSeq, a predicted model, not a curated record
AUGAUGAGUUGCUCGUGUCGCACGACAUCUUUAAAGAUUUUCGUACAAAGUCUCACGGAACUUCGAAUAUCUAAUUCUGCUAGGCAAAUCCAACCGCAAUAUUCGAGAGUCGGUAACUUUCGGUCACGGUUCACCUUUGCUAGACCUUAUAGUGUCACCGCAGCCUUAAGCUUCCCACGAAAAGUAUUGCAAGGACGGGCCUCGCAUUCACUAGACACCGAUAAGCCCUCGAAAGUCGCACCACAAAAACGGUCGGACGAUGCUACGGUAGAGGAGCCCGAUGUACCAGUACUUAAUGUCUCUGCAGACAUUUUAGAUCGGGCGAAAAGUGAAGGUGCAAUUCUUGACUUCACCCCCGAAUCUAUCGACGCCCUCGUUUCCAACUUAGACAACCCACAAACCGGUGCCCCUGGCCGGCGAGACAAACAUGCCCAGUCUGACUCCCGUCGCGAGUCGAAAUCGGACUCUACACCACCCGUCGAGACCAAGAGGUUGAAAAGACUGAAGAUUAUGAAGGAUGAGCCCAAGGCAUCUACGUUACCACCCAUUAAGAAGGAACCAUGGAAGAUACAAAAAGAAAUCCUCAAGGAGAAAUUCCCAGAGGGUUGGCAGCCGCGCAAGCGGCUGUCGCCAGAUGCCCUCGAAGGCAUCCGGGCGUUGCACGCGCAAUUCCCGGAGGACUACACGACGGAAGUUCUGGCGAACAAGUUCAUGGUAUCGCCGGAGGCCAUCCGGCGUAUUCUCAGGACUAAGUGGAUGCCCACGCCCGAGGAGGAGAUAGACCGCCAGCAGCGCUGGUUCAACCGCGGCAAAAACAUCUGGAGCCAGAUGGCUGCGCUGGGCAAGAAGCCGCCUCGCAAGUGGCGUCGCGAGGGCAUUGUUAGAGAUCCUUCCUGGAAUAGGCCGAGGGGACCCCGGACGCAGCCUCCGAGGCAGUCGAGGAAGUAUAGAGGGUUUGAGUAA